Malus domestica (apple) is the source of this 1286-nucleotide messenger RNA. RefSeq lists its product as uncharacterized. Lineage: Eukaryota; Viridiplantae; Streptophyta; Magnoliopsida; Rosales; Rosaceae. The record is from RefSeq and is a predicted model, not a curated record.
AGUAGAGGGGCAAGCUUUACAACAGAGAGACGCCCAUUCAAGACAUCCACUUCGCUCUACUCGACUGGUUCCGUUCCGUCCGCCAAGGUUUACCAGCCGACGCACCAAAACCUAAAUUACCUUAACCAUGGUUGAAAUAUUAACCGCGGUUAAGUUGUGGCCCCACCCCCCUAAAACAUCAAACCCAACAUAUUUUAUAAUCCUCAGCCAGUAGCCACAGAAGAAAAAACCAAACAACGCACAAACGAGAGGGAAAAACAAAGCGACGAACAACCAACGACUCCACAGCCAGAAAUGGAGGCGGUUUACGUCGACGAGGAGGAGGUCUGGAAAUGUCCAAAACACCCUUCCAAACGCCGCAAAAGCGGAAUCUGCCACGUCUGCCUCCGCGAGCGCCUCGUCAUUCUCUGCCCCGACUGCGCUAACGUCCGCCCCUGCGGUUGCUGCGCUACGACGUCGUCUUCCUCGUCUUCGUCUUCGUCCUUUCGCUUCCCCGCCGGCGAUGGCGUCCGAGUCUCGAAGCUUCUCGAGAGCGAGCCCUCGUUCCGGCGGUCCCGAUCGGUAGCGGCCCCAUUUCUGCGCUCCACCUCGAAGUUUUUCGGCGGUGCUUUCAGACACACAGACUUUGACUUUGUCAGCGACCGGAGCGAACCCCAAAGCGUCGGACGGACUAAAACACCGUCGUUUUGGUCGUCGGUAUUCCGGUCGUCCCGCAGGAGCAAGACAAGCGAGGUUAAUAAUGGAGAAGACGAGACGACGGCGGAGAAGAAAGUGGAGAGCGAAAUUCAAGAGGAGGAAGAAGACGCAGAUGCUGCGAUGAGGAGGACGAUGAUGAGGAAAUCGAGGUCGGUGGCCGUACCGAUGAUGUCAUCAAAAUCCGGUGGCGUCGGAGGUGAGAGACCGCCGGCGAAAGGCAGGGGACGGUAUUUCCCGAGCCCGAUCAAGGCCUUCCGGCACUCCAAAAUUUCAAAGAUCUUUUCCGAGCGGUCGCCUGUGUACAGAGGUUAAUCAUAUUAUUUUCUUUAGAAAACAAAAAUAAUUAAAUUAGCAUUAAAAAAACAAUAAAUUUUAUUACUUUUAUUUCUUUCUUUUUUAUUUUAAUUUAUUUUUGCAACGUGAGAAUCCAUAAGGAAUUUUGAUCUUGCAAUGGUAAUAAUUAGAAUGCAAUUUAGGAUUAUGUAUUGCAAAGUUGGCAAAUUCAGUGAUUGUGAUUUGCGUGUUCAUUAAUUUUAUUUCUAUUAUGCUCUUUCUUUGGAUUUGAUUGAUUUAUGAUGAUAUUUAUUUUA